This is a messenger RNA of Rubroshorea leprosula, 699 nucleotides long. Lineage: Eukaryota; Viridiplantae; Streptophyta; Magnoliopsida; Malvales; Dipterocarpaceae. The record is from the annotation of a GenBank genome assembly.
GGUGCACGGGAAUCCCCAUUCACCACGAGAAAUGGGGAUGGGGGUGGCGGCAGUGGAAGGCAUAAACCAGAUUGUCACUGGAAACUUGACGGAGUUGUCGGAACAAGAGCUGAUCGAUUGUGAUACCACGUACAACAAUGGGUGCAAUGGAGGUCUCAUGGAUUAUGCAUUUUCCUUCAUUGUUUCCCGUGGUGGGCUUCACAAGGAGGAAGACUACCCCUAUAUCAUGGAGGAAGGAACUUGUGAGAUGAGAAAGGCAUUGGCAAAUCAACCUGUAAGCGUGGCCAUUGAGGCUCCCGGAAGAGACUUCCAAUUUUACAGCGGGGGUGUGUUUGAUGGGCAUUGUGGAAGUGAACUGGAUCAUGGAGUUGCCGCCGUUGGGUAUGGUUCAACCAAGGGUUUGGACUACAUCAUUGUGAAGAAUUCUUGGGGACCCAAAUGGGGAGACGAGGGUUACAUAAGGAUAAAGAGGAAUACAGGAAACCUGAAGGUCUAUGUGGUAUCAAAAGUAUGGCUUCUUAUCCUAUCAAAAAAAUGUGAACUGAAAUUACAUUCUUGUGAUUGUUAUUACCGUUUUAAUCUUCUAAUUUUCGUUUGUACUUUGAAUCCAAGGAUUUUGCCAUAUAUUUCUACUCCUGUUUCUAGUUUGAAUAUAAAUGGAUCAUGAAAUUUUAUAUCUUAUAAAUUUAAAAGAUAUGU